Molecule: messenger RNA, 602 nt
Organism: Vitis riparia (riverbank grape)
Lineage: Eukaryota; Viridiplantae; Streptophyta; Magnoliopsida; Vitales; Vitaceae
Product: receptor-like protein 14
Exons: 2
Coding region: 7-423 (138 amino acids)
Source: RefSeq, a predicted model, not a curated record
AACUCCAUGGAGGGCUUGUGGAAUAGGAGCUGGAUAUGGGCUUUGAUGAUUUUGAUUCAAAUCCAUGGAUAUAAGUGUUGUCUUGAAAAGGAGAGGAUGGGUCUCUUGGAAUUCAAGCGGUUCCUGAGAUCAAAUAAUGAAGACGCAGAUCGGCUUCUUCCUUCAUGGGUUGAUGAUGAGGAGAGUGAUUGCUGUUAUUGGGAGCGAGUCGUUUGCAACUCUACAACCGGCACUGUAACCCAGCUCUCCCUCAACAACAUACGGCAAAUUGAAUUUUAUCAUCGUGUUUAUGGUCUGGCGCCGCCGGAGAAAACAUGGUUUUUGAAUGUUUCAUUGUUCCAUCCAUUUGAAGAAUUGGAGAGCCUGGACCUAUCUGAAAAUUGGUUUGCUGAUUCCCUUGAGGAUCAAGCUUUGAAAAGUUGAAAGGUUUGAAGAAGUUGGAGACGUUAAAUAUUGGUCAGAAUUAUUUUAACAAAAGCAUUUUUCCAUCUGUGGGUGCUCUCACAUCUCUUAAGAGUUUUGAUUCUUAGAGAAACCAAAUUGGAAGGAUCUUAUCUUAACAAAGGUAUGUUCAAUUCAAUUUUCAUAAACGAUGCAUCAUA